AUGUCGGGACGAUACGAAAGAGUUAAUGCCCAAGACGAGGAAGAUUUCAACAAUAACAAUAACAACAACCGCAUGUCCACAGUCCCCCACUCGCCACCACCCUCGUUUCACUCUCGAGCCCCCUCUCCUCAGCGCCAGGUCGACAACACCCUCGCCGAUGCCUUUGACGAUGACGACGAUAGCGACGAUGACGUUGAUGACCGACAGCGUUUGAUGCGACAAAACUCGACGCCAUCUUUCGAGACGGCCAAUGCGACACAAACUCCUGCUCAACCGGCUGUUCCGGCACCAGCACCGUCUGGCUCAAGAUCAACAAGAGUUGUUGGAGGAGGCUCAGGAUCGGAUGGUGUUUUUGCCAAUUUGUCUGCGCGUCCAGAGCGAGGCAACAGUGAUCCUGAGAAGGAUGAGCUACCACCGUCUUACGAACAAGCUGCGGCUGAUGCUGCUCCCCCAUACUGGGAGACAACAAUCCUCGCUCCUGGCAUGGGUGGACCUGACGAAGUUUACAUCGACGGCAUGCCAGUUGGAUCAUUCUUCUCAUUCGUCUGGAACGGAAUGAUCUCAACAUCCUUCCAACUCGUCGGUUUCCUCCUUACAUAUCUCCUACACUCUACCCACGCUGCCAAGAACGGCUCUCGUGCUGGUCUUGGCAUCACUCUUAUCCAAUACGGCUUUUAUAUGAAGGGUGCCUCCGAAGACGAACCCCCAGCAAUGAGCGGCCCCGAUGGUUACGCAGCCCCACCAGACCCAAACUCGCACAACUUUAAGCAAGGCGACGUGACAGACGAGGAUCUGGGCAGCAUUAGCGGAAGCGAGUGGUUAGGAUACGUCCUCAUGGUCGUCGGCUGGUUUCUUCUUAUCAAGAGUGUCGCCGAGUUCCUACGAGCACGUCGUCACGAGCAGCUUGUCCUGCAGAGCCCUGAUCGUGGCCUGGGCGUCCCGAUCAUUGCCGAGGGCGAGUCCAACGAACGAGUGGUUUAA
Messenger RNA from Fusarium poae, 981 nucleotides. RefSeq lists its product as uncharacterized. Gene Ontology annotation, cellular component: perinuclear region of cytoplasm; endoplasmic reticulum; Golgi apparatus. The transcript has 3 exons. The record is from RefSeq and is a predicted model, not a curated record. Gene Ontology annotation, biological process: ubiquitin-dependent protein catabolic process; positive regulation of protein ubiquitination; vacuolar transport. NCBI's taxonomy places the organism in Eukaryota, Fungi, Ascomycota, Sordariomycetes, Hypocreales, Nectriaceae. The coding region runs from base 1 to 981 and encodes 326 amino acids.